Molecule: messenger RNA, 1390 nt
Organism: Chara braunii
Lineage: Eukaryota; Viridiplantae; Streptophyta; Charophyceae; Charales; Characeae
Source: the annotation of a GenBank genome assembly
UUGUGCUUGGACAUUUGUUUUUGUGUGGUCAUGCGCAGGUGAGUAGCUUGGGACUAUUCAGACGGGCUGGAUCCACGGAUGAGGACUAGAAUGGGAGAUUUGGCUAUGGGAAAAGGACUUGGACCCGGCUUAAGUCACCAUCCGGCCUCGCAGGAGGCUGAUGAGUGGAGCGACCCGGAGGAGGUUUGUAGACGUAGCGGCAGGGGCGACCUUUUUGGUGGAGGUGACGAGAGCCCUUUUGAGCGAGAGCGGCCUUCGUCUCUGAGGCCACAGUAUGUCGAUACGCAGGCUGUGCACGACUCUGCGCGUUCCAAGGGGGCAGAGUCAGCUUGCGGUGGCGGUGUUCUUGGGCAGCAUCCCGGACGUUUACGCAGUGGGAUGGCUUCAUUCAGCGUUGUUCCCCCUCCGUCUGGGGAGCUUCAUCUAGUUUCGCCCCCGAGACGGCAAUUGCAUAGAUUGGUGAAGGGCCCGAGACAGCGAAUAGAGGAGAGAUUGGUGGGCGGUCCUUCACCGACUAAGAAGGUCGAAAGAGUUGUGGAAAGGCCGACUGCUGGACGUACUCCUUCGUUCGCAGGAGAUGGGCGUAGUCCAAUUGAGGAGGCGGUUCAGACAGACGAUGUUGGGUGGGGUGGUGAUGACAGGAUGUCGAUGGGCGGCGGCGGAGGUUUUAGUCAGCUUGGUGAUUUGGGACUGCCGCCCGGAGAGAGCGAUUCUCAGGGGGACUUGUCUGUCGGCAUGCAGGCCAUAUUAGACCAGAUCAGCGCCAUGCAGCCGAAGACUUUCACGCCUGCCAUGCAUGGAGAGUUAGGUGCGUCGCCAGCGGAGGUUGAGGUUGACGAGGAGGCCACACCCCCUGGCGAGACAUUGGCAGAGAGGUUGGACAGGCUUGAUAGUCGUCGAGCUUGCCUCCUGGCACGAGCUAACCCCCGGACAGAGGAGUUGACCCGCCUAGCGGCGGAGGAGCAACAGAGACAGUUGGGGAUGUUUAUGGAGAUGCCCCCUGACGCACAGGCGGCUGGCCACGUCGAUCCAGUGACAGAGGUUCGCUAUGGGACGCAGGGGCAGGCAGCUGUGCUCGAGGCAGCUUCGGCAGGGGCACAGGGGGAGGCAACUGCAUGCCAGGCGACUUCAGCAGGGUUGCAUAAUGAGGCAGUCGGCAGCGGCGACGGCAGAGGCGAGAUGGGUGGAGGCGAGGCAGCUGGGAUGUCGGGGGAGGCACAGGGGUUGCACGCGACUGGGUUCACUGCACCAGGCGCCCCGCGUCCAAUGCCCGACCAGCCUCUUCACGACGGGCAAAGGCUAUGUGUCCGAAAUUCGAUUCAGCGGGGGUUUCCUGUUGAACGGUUCAACGUCCGUUGAACCCCCGUUACAAUGCCGCGCUAUACCACGU